AUGGAUUGGCUAAAUGUCAACAUUCCUAAUUGUGGAACUUUAGGUUUUAUUGAUCCUGCAUUGUCAAAUGGAAGUACACAAUUCAAUUAUUCCUGUGACAUUUACAGUUUUGGUAAAACUGUCAUGCAAUUCAUCUUGGGAAAGAAAUUCAAUCCUUCUUAUUAUGAUUCUGAUCUUGAGGAAAUGAUUAAGGAAGCUGGAAUUUCAAUUAAUUUAAGUUCAUUGAUUCAUAGAAUGAUUGACCCAGAUCUAUUGGAAAGAAUUCAACUUGAAAUGGUUUUGGAAAUUGCUAGGGAAAAUCUCCAACCUAAAAAACAGUUUCGGCCACAAUCAAUAGGUGUAAUGGUAGAGAGUCCAAGUGCUAAAUCUCAAUUUCGUCCAAUCAAUAAGUUUCGAAACCACCAAGUACAAAUUCUGAAUUUGGUAUUUUUCAUUGUGCUUCCCAUGUUUCAAAUAAUCGUUGUUUGUAUUAGAACUUGA
Naegleria gruberi is the source of this 480-nucleotide messenger RNA. RefSeq lists its product as uncharacterized. The record is from RefSeq and is a predicted model, not a curated record. The transcript has a single exon. Gene Ontology annotation, molecular function: ATP binding; protein kinase activity. Gene Ontology annotation, biological process: protein phosphorylation. NCBI's taxonomy places the organism in Eukaryota, Heterolobosea, Eutetramitea, Acrasida, Naegleriidae. Bases 1 to 480 code for a protein of 159 amino acids.